AGAGAGAGAAUACCCAUUUCCUAACUGUUCCAGCAAAUUGGAGCUCUGUUUUGGCCUUUUGGGUCGUUUCCCUUUCUGCCUUUCUUUAAAAGAUUUGUAAUUAUUUUAAUUAAAGUUUAAAAAAAGGGGAUCUUUUUCAAUUUCCUCAGAGAAUUUCAACUGCGGUUUCUUGGUCAGCCAUGAAUCCCUCGUGCCCUCCUGAUUGGGAUAUUGAAGAUGAAGUCUCUCUUCCAAACCAGAAGAAGACUGCAGGGUUAGGGUUAGACCAGGAGCUGGUGGAGCUGCUAUGGAAGAACGGCCAGGUGGUGUUGAGCAACCAAACACAUAGAAAAUCUCUCAAUGAGCCAUCAUCCACUUCAAUGCCUGGCAGUCCCUUUGGGAACCCAAUUCAAAAUGACCCAUGGCUUAAUUAUCAGGCCAUUGAUGACUCUUUCGAGAGAGAACUAUGCGCUCCGUUUUUCUCCGGAAUCCCAUCAUCAGCUCAUCCUCUUGACACAAAUCAAGAAACCAAGAUCUCCAUUUUUGGUAAUAAUAAUAAUAAUGGUAAUAGUAAUAGUAAUCCCAUGCCCCCGCUGCCAGGGACUCAGAUCUUGAGUUCUCUGAGGAGGCAGCGGCAGCGGCGUGGAGAUAAAGGGGAGUGUUCGGCGAUGACUGUGGGCUCCAGCCAUUGUGGGAGCAACCUGGUCGCCGUUGAUGCUACUUUUGACAGGAGGAGCAGUGGGAGGAAAUCAUCAGCAACAGCGGCGACCAGAGGUGGAAACUAUGGUGGGGAGAAAGCAGUGAGUCCUGAGACUGAAAUGGGUGAAGAGGAUACCACUGGAACGUCGUCGUCUGGAAGGUCAGGUGGCACCAGCUUUGUCACAGCCAAUGGCCGCCCCAAGAAAAGGAAAGCCAGGGGUGGAGAAGAAGAAUCAGAAUGCCAACAUGAUGAAGGUGAUGACUUUGAUAUGGGGUACACAAACAAGUCUUCCCAAAAGUCUGGAACCACUCGCCGGAGCCGUUCUGCUGAGGUUCAUAACCUCUCUGAAAGGAGGCGAAGAGAUAGAAUCAAUGAGAAGAUGAAGGCUUUGCGGGAGCUUCUCCCUCGCUCCAACAAGACAGAUAAAGCGUCCAUGCUAGACGAGGCAAUCGAAUACUUGAAGUCCCUUCAAAUGCAACUUCAGAUGAUGUGGAUGGGGAGUGGGAUGGCAUCAAUGGUGUUUCCCGGGAUGCAAAACUACAUGUCGCGAAUGGGGAUGGGAAUGGUGCCCCCGGCGUUGCCCUCUAUGGGAAUGCACUUACCAAGGCCUCCUCCUCCUCCUCCUAUGGUUAACCAUUCUCCUCCUUCUCCAACAAUGGCGGCUUCAACGCAGAGCCAAGCACCACCAUUGUUGAACCCUCUCAUCAACUAUCAGAACAUGUUGCAAAACCCCAAUUUCGCAGAGCAAUUUGCCAGCUUCAUGGGCUUCCACCCAAUGCAAAAUGCUUCCCAGUACGUGAACCGUUUGGGUCCGCAGUCAACGCCAUUGAACCCGGUGUUCAACCCGCCACCAGCCAAUGGCAGUGGUCCCUCGGCUUAGACGAUAUCCACAACCGAAAGCGCCACAAGCAGGGAUUCGGGAGAAGCAUCAUAUCCCCCGGUGGUUGGUUGGGCCGGGGUCCAAGGGGGGUUUUUUUUGUAUCUUUGCCUUAUAAGGAAAUUCAUCAGAUUUUUGUGAAUGAACUCUAAUGGGUAUA
Messenger RNA from Cuscuta campestris, 1716 nucleotides. Lineage: Eukaryota; Viridiplantae; Streptophyta; Magnoliopsida; Solanales; Convolvulaceae. The record is from the annotation of a GenBank genome assembly.